UACAUUACGGAAGAUUGGGGUUAUGUUCGCUACUUAGAAAUGCAAUUGACGGAUGAACCCAACCUUACACUGACAGACUAUUCGAAUAAAAAUCGUGUCCACAAAAAUAUUAACGUCGAAAGACCAAAGGCAUUUCGAUGUCCGUUGAAAGUUGUUGAAAAUGAGAACCAUGUGAAUGUGUCAGUGAAUGCUUUUCAUUACGAUCACGUUUACACCAUUGACAAAUCGAACAACGCCAUGACAUACGUCAAACGAAAAGAUAAUUUUGUUUUAUCGCUUCCAGUUCCAGAUAUUGAACUGAAUUAUAUUGCCGAAGUGGAUGAAUGCAUGGAAAAAUUAUCAAAUUUUACCAGCGGCCCGUUUCCAAUUACUGUUAUCAGAAAUCGAAAUUUUCUUCAAAUUUUGGUUCAAUUCAACGGAACACGCCAUACCUACGUGACUAAUUCCUUUGGCAAUCAAACAUGUCGAAUAUACGACGAGUCCGAGGUAGAACUCAUCGUUGCACAUCAAUUGCUGGAAGAUGUUUAUCCGGACUGUAUAAGCCGCGAUGAUCCGGCAUUAACAUUUGCUUGCCCUAUAUUAGUCUUAACAGAGGAUGAAAAUCAAGUCACUGUGAAGAUUAGCGCAAAUCCUUCCGGAACUACAAGUAAAUGGUACAAGUACCAAUUAAAUAAAUCGACCGGAACAAUGACUUACGACGCCGGGGCCGUAUCAAUAUUCCCCUCGAUAGAUAUCAACUUGCUCAAAUAUUUAGUCGGAUAACCUUCACUGUAGUUCAUAAGUAUUAGUUUUAGCAU
Messenger RNA from Bradysia coprophila, 797 nucleotides. RefSeq lists its product as uncharacterized. NCBI's taxonomy places the organism in Eukaryota, Metazoa, Arthropoda, Insecta, Diptera, Sciaridae. The record is from RefSeq and is a predicted model, not a curated record.